AAUUACUCCCUGAUAAUAAAUAACAUUCAUUAAUGAUAUUUAGAAUAAAUGAAUAUUAAAUUUCAUUACCACUAUUUCAAAAAUUAUAAUUAUCUAAAGCUUUGCCAUGAAAACUUGCCUAUUCUAAAAUUGCUGUUGAAAUAAUUGCAGCAUUUUUUUUGUAUUUCACAGUCAGCAUUGUUUUAAGAUUUAAGUUGCGUGUAUAUACAAUACCAAUAAAAUAAAUUGACGAAUGUAAUCCUUUAUUGUUGUUAAAGUGCUAACAAUAAGACACAAAGUGAUACAAUCAAAGCCCCAUCAUAAUUUUCAGUGUUUUUUAAUAAAAUGUGAAAAUAUUUGAAUACUCGUGAUAUUAGCGUGAUGAUCAUAGUGAUUUAGCCAGUAUCAUUUUUUAUAAAACAUUAUUUUUACUCACUUUUAAAUAACUAGCAUAUUCAUUUUUGUUAUCAAACCUUGCUAACUCAUAAUCAAUAAGUUUUUUUGUCAACAAAUACUCAUGUCUGGUAUAAUGUCUAUGAAGUAACCAGUUAUGGCUUUCUAUCGCCAAUAAAUCAGAAUGAAGAAUCCAAAAUUUAGAAGUUAUAUGUUCCAAACACAAGAGAGCGACACUGAUAUAGUGGUAUUCGUACCCUCCAAGUAUCCAAAAUACCUUCAAAAAUUAAUUUCUCUUGAUCGUUUUUCGAACAGGUCAAUCAAUAGAAUCUUAAAAAUGUGGAUGAAUGAUUGAACGAAAUGAAUGAAAUUGUUCCUACAUAUCUUAUACAAACUUAGAAAAACCGACUGAAUCGACAAAUUUAUGACAAAAAAGUACGAAUACCUUUGUUAAAAUAAUGGCAAAUACAGCUCAUCUGAUGCGAAGACAAAGUUCGCGGGAUCUGAAACCUCAAAAGAGUGUUGAUCGGCUUGAGAUGAAAGAAAUGCGUGGAAGAUUAGUUUCAGAUAACCAUCAAAAUAAUCCUACCAACUAUGGAACUACUAAUCCCGCCUUCGAUGACUCUAGCUCUAAUAAAAAGUCUUUACAGAGUACGAAAGUAAAUACAACUAGUAGUGCUAUCACUGAAAAUGAAGUAUUAAAAAUGGGUAGCACUGAUGAGAAGGCUAUAUUUCGCCCAGAAGCAGGAGAAGAUGAUCGAGAAAAUUGGGAUAGCAAAUUAACAUUUCUAUUAGCAACUAUUGGUUACGCUGUUGGAUUAGGGAAUGUUUGGAGAUUUCCAUAUUUAGCACAAAAAAAUGGAGGUGGUGCAUUUUUGAUACCAUAUUUUGUUAUGCUCGCGAUCGAGGGAAUUCCAAUCUUUUAUCUAGAGCUUGCUAUUGGUCAAAGACUCCGAAAAGGUGCUAUUGGAGUUUGGAGUCAGGUAUCACCAUAUCUUGGUGGAAUUGGAGUAAGCAGUGCAGUUGUGUCUUUUAACGUAGCCCUUUAUUACAAUACUAUAAUAGCCUGGUGCCUCUUUUAUUUUUCUCAAAGCUUUCAAUCUGAAUUACCGUGGGCAGACUGUCCAAAUAAAUAUUUUCACAAUGGAUCUUAUAUUGCGGAGCCUGAAUGCGAGAAAAGUAGCCCAACUCAAUACUUUUGGUAUCGCACAACAUUAAUGAUUUCUGAAGACAUCAACACUCCAGCUGUGUUCAACUGGAAAAUUGCAUUGGCUCUUGUUAUUGCAUGGAUUUUAGUUUACAUGUGUAUGAUUAAAGGAAUAGCAUCUUCUGGAAAAGUCGUUUAUGUUACUGCUACAUUUCCAUAUCUUGUUUUAAUUAUAUUUUUUUUUCGUGGUGUCACAUUACCAGGGAUGUCAGAUGGUCUUCGUCAUCUUUUUACUCCAAAAUGGUAUACAAUAGCAGAUCCUGUGGUGUGGCUUGAAGCAGGGACACAAAUAUUUUUUUCUCUCGGUUUAGCGUUUGGUGGAUUAAUUGCAUUUUCUUCAUAUAAUCCUGUUAAUAACAACUGUUAUAGAGAUGCAAUAAUGGUCAGCUUAACAAAUUGUUUUACAUCGAUGUUUGCUGGAAUCGUUGUAUUCUCUGUAAUUGGAUUCAAAGCUACAAUGGUUUACGAAAAAUGUCUAGCUGAAAGGAAUAUGACACUAAUUAAUUACUUUGGUAGCGCAAAAGAAAUUCCAUAUGAUUUUCUUCCAGGAGCACCUUUGCAUUCAAUGAAUAAAUCUGACAUUAUUAUGCCGGAUCUUAUAGAAUGUGAUUUAGAGAAGGAAUUGGAUAAUUCUGCAUCUGGAACAGGUUUAGCAUUUAUUAUUUUUACUGAAGCAAUAAAUCAGUUUCCGGGAGCACAAUUUUGGUCGGUAUUAUUUUUUCUCAUGCUGUUUACUCUUGGUAUUGAUUCACAAUUUGGUACGUUAGAAGGUGUCGUUACGAGCAUCGUAGACUUGAAAUUAUUUCCAAAUUUGCGUAAGGAAAUUCUUACAGGUGGAAUAUGUUUGACCUGUUGUAUAAUUUCAAUGGCAUUUGCUCAUGGUGCUGGAAGUUAUGUUUUCGUUUUAUUUGACAACUUUAGUGGAAAUUUUCCUCUUUUAAUAAUUGCAUUUUUUGAAUGCGUGGGUGUAUCAUAUGUCUAUGGAUUAAAAAGAUUCGCUGAUGAUAUUGAAUUAAUGACAGGAAAUCGCCCAGGGCUGUAUUGGUUAAUAUGUUGGAAAUACCUGAGUCCACUGGCAAUGUUAAGUAUUUUAGUUGCUUCAUUUGUUCAAAUUUUAGUAGAAGGUAGUGGGUAUUCAGCCUGGAUUGCAAGUAAAGGUGAAACAGAAAGACAUGAAUGGCCAACAUGGGCAUUGGGUCUUAUUUUCUUUUUAAUAUCUGCAUCAGUUUUAUGGAUUCCGGCAGUCGCAAUUUUCCGUUAUUUCGGAAUCCUUAUUAUUGAUGACAAUGAAAAGGCGUGGUUUCCAGCAGAAGAUCUCCGAGAAUUCCAUGGAAUUAUGCCACAUGAAGUAACCAGAACAGAAACAUUGUUAUUUUGCAUUAGACCUGAUGGAUCAGAAGGUUUGUGUUGUCCUACAGGACAGAUGACUGAUGACGAUGGUGAUAUUAUAAAUAACGGUAAUUUACGUUAAUAAAUUUACAAUACAAUAGAGUACAACAGUUAUUGUUAUCGAAGGAUAAUGUAUAUUUUUCGCGUUAUUUGUUCGAACGAACCAUAUCACAUAUACUGCUAUAAAAUAUUAGAUGAUUGAGUAUGUCAUUUUAAUAGAAUUUUUAUUCAACUCUAGUCAUCACUUAUGAAAUUAUCAAAUUUACUGUGUGACGACAAUAAUUUAUGAAUCGUUCUUACGUAUGGUUCAUGAACUCAGACAAUAAUGUUAUAUCUAGUAUGAAAUUACUAACGACAAUAUGAAGGAUAAGAGAUAAACAGUAAAAUUAGAGUAGAAACCGUCCAUUUGGAGUUUUUACUAUUUGAAUCGAUUCGAAUCUAAUAAUAUAGACUUUGAAUUUGUCGAGAAAAUCAAGUUCUUUAUGAAUAAUCACAGAAAAAAAAAUAAUUGUUUAAUUGACUCCAUCUUUACUAAUGAUUUAUUUUAAAUGAGUUCAAGUCAUAUUCCUGCAUAUCAAUUUACGCAUAAUACUCUAACAGACAUAGACAAUUUUAAAUUUACAAUAUGUUUCUCAUAUGGAACAUAUCAUGGAAUAUCAAAUGUCUAUGCUGAUGUCAGAUUAACAAGAUUUUAAUAACCAAAUUCAAGUGUCAAUAAUUAAUUGCAAUGUUCUAAAAUUCAAAUAACUGUGAAAUUGCAUAAUCAAAAGAACAUAUCAUUCUGACAUCGAUACAGCAAUGCCUUUUUUUCUGGAGUUAUAAAAACAAAAUUGUUCAAUUAAAAGGUAUAAAUAAAUAUGUUUUUAUUCAUAUUUACAUAUAAACUCAUAAAAACAAGGUUUACUUUUAAUGAACUGUUAACAAAAGUAUAUAUUGUUUAAAAAAUUUUUACGUCAGAAUUAUAUUUUUAGUCGUAGCUUGAAAGUAAUUUAACGAUAAACAAAAAUAAUAAUACUUAUCCUUACAUGCUAUAUUAUAGAAAAAAAGGACUUCAUCUUAAUGACAAUAAAAUCAUAAUUAUCAUUCUUAGUUGUUAUAUUGUAUAUACAGAAGUAUAUGUAAGUUAUUCUAAAUACAACGUUUCUAAA
Messenger RNA from Chelonus insularis, 4116 nucleotides. RefSeq names its product sodium-dependent neutral amino acid transporter B(0)AT3. Gene Ontology annotation, cellular component: plasma membrane. The record is from RefSeq and is a predicted model, not a curated record. The coding region runs from base 831 to 3050 and encodes 739 amino acids. The transcript has 11 exons. NCBI's taxonomy places the organism in Eukaryota, Metazoa, Arthropoda, Insecta, Hymenoptera, Braconidae. Gene Ontology annotation, biological process: sodium ion transmembrane transport.